This is a messenger RNA of Penicillium chermesinum, 2229 nucleotides long. RefSeq lists its product as uncharacterized. Lineage: Eukaryota; Fungi; Ascomycota; Eurotiomycetes; Eurotiales; Aspergillaceae. The coding region runs from base 1 to 2229 and encodes 742 amino acids. The record is from RefSeq and is a predicted model, not a curated record. The transcript has 2 exons.
AUGGAUAACGACGAUGACUACUUCUCCGACGAGUUCGAUUCGUUACCUCCCGGUACAUUGUAUGAGCUGGAGCAAAAUGCUUUCCAGGCUACUCAAGCCCCGGCGACACAGCUUCCUCCUCCAAAUGCGGGCUACACGCCCCAGGCACAGGUGAAACCAAACCCUCGCUCGACGACCUUACAACCUCCACCACGCCUUCACACAGGAUUGACAAACGACUAUGAUACCCUCGAAGUCGGUGAACUGGAAGCAGAAGUGCAUGAGAAUGUCGAUGGGAACAUGGCGCACGCACCUAUGGGGCUUUCGGAAGACCAGCCGAUCUUGAUAGCUGAGAACGGGUGGCCUGUUGAGGAUCGGAUGGCUGUGGAAAUGGAGGUCGAUCGACCCCAAUAUGCACAGGAACACAAUCACGAAUGGGACGCACAUCUCAAGCAGCUGGAACAAGAAAGAGAGCGAUUGAGGCAAGAGUUGGAUGAGGCCAAACUACAGUUGGAAACAAAAGCUGGGGAGAUCUCCAUCAUCCGAUCAAAACAACUGAGAAUGAUAGCGGAGCAUGAUAGGCAGCUGUCAGAUUUGCGCCAGGCCUUGGCCGACGAGGCGGCAAAGCAUAAAGAAGAAGUGGAAGCUGCCAUGUCCGAAGGCAAGAUGUUAGCAACAGAGAAUGUGUUCCUCCAGCAUGACCUUGCAGAGGAGUCUCAUCAGCUUCGCAAGUUCAAGACGAGGCACCGGAACGACGAGAAGCAACCACCGGUUACGCCUAAAAAGAAUAAAGCACUUCCGUUUCGUGAUGGGUUUGACGACGAUGAGAUUGCCGUGGUAUCGCCCAGUAAAUCGGCCGUCCGAUCCAAACGAGCUACGCCGACCGUCCCAGGGAAAAGGAAACGGCAAGCCAGUCAAGACAGCCCAGCACCUUUGCAGCUGAAUUCUGCUGCCGAUGCGAUGAUGAUAGAUUCCCCAGUUGAUGCUUCUGCGUCUACUUUGGAAGAAGUAGGGAAGCCCCAGCCAGAGAGUGGUGAGCAUGAGAAGCGGCUUAUCAAGCGGCUCUUGAAUCAUCGACGGAUUCCUGGCCAAGAAACAGAUAUCGAGGCUCUUUCUCGGAUGUCUUUCCCUUCGGAUCCAGCGCGGCCAUUAUCUAACAUAGUACUGGAUGAACUGGCCAACCUCAACAUGGGCAGCUACCUGGUAGAGUACAUCCAUACUAUUGGGCCACUCUGGCAACGGGCGUUGACUGAGCGUUAUUACGAGCCGGUGCCCCUGUUUAUGGCCGUAGUGCGCGAUAUCCUUUUACUAGAUGAUGCUCCUAUCCCCGAACUUAUUGGGCCCUUGCUUGGUGUACUUCAGGAUUCUGUGGAGGUUAAUGCGGUCCCUCGAUUCCGAUACUCCCCUGCCGCUCGAGAGAAGGCGCGGGUCAUUCGACAGACACCGCAGGCUGACUUACAGCCCAAAGUCGACUCGACUGAAGCUUUGCGUCUACUCUAUCAGGUGGCAUGCAAGAUCUUACAUGUCAAGCGCGCCCUCGAAAGCUUCUGGCUGCAUAUCCGGCAUACCUUCAUUCUGGUCAUGGUGCAUGGAUCACAGUCGCUCCAUGAUAUUAUCCUCAUUCUUCACUUGCUUUCGACCAGCAUCCGACCCGAGUCGUUUGGCCCCAUUAUGGCUUCCGAGUCAGAGCAGGCAGACGUGCAGAGAUGGAUUAUCGACCGUCUGACGCACAUGCUCAGUGAGUCCGCGCAGCCCGACGAGGGCCUUGACCCGUACACUCCAGAUGAUAUCUGUGCUAUGCGCCUCGAAGUUCUGCUUCUGUUGGAGUCCUUGGCGUUUAAUCCCGCCGCGCCCACUCGAGAACACGGCAGCGCUAUUAUCGCGGCACAUCCAAAUGCAUUGGCUCGUCUAUUCCGGUCCAUGCACGACGAGCUUGAUGCAUUAUAUACUUCGCCUCCCGAGCAAGAUUUGCGGGUCGUUUUAGUAAAUGGUUUAAUGCGACUCAUCUUCGGGGUGAUGCGCCGACAUGGAGCUUCGAUCAACAUGCAGGAGAAGCUUGCUUGUGUGCCGGGCAGUAAACAGAAACAUCUAGUCGUGCUCACGCGGCUAGCCUUUUGCGACGGAUGCGUAUUAGAAGCUGGGAUUGACGACGAUACGGUGGACAUGGCGCACGAGUUACUGGAGGAAUGGACCAACCCGCAGGAGGCAGAGUCAUUGGCGGAAGCUUUCCCUAGCUCUCGACGUGACUAA